UUCUAAACCGGAUGUUAUUUGCUAUUACUAUGAGACUUGAAGCUAGCCCAAUAGCAGAAACAGGCGUAGCAAGGUUCAUCAAUAACACCUUAUCAUCUGUCUAACUGAAGUGUUGUUCUGUUCGGACCAAGAUUCCGGCUCUUAACGCAGCAUCAUGGCGUCUGGAGGCCCAAUGAUGAAUGGAGACAUCACUCGUUCUCCCAACGGGAUGGGCACGCUGGAGGAAACUGUGCAGCAGAUGAACGUCCUCAUUCAGGAGAACAUAGAUUUGAAAGAGGCUAUACGUAAGACCAACAUUAUGAUGAAAGAACGUUUCGAGGGUCUGUCAGCAUGGCGGGAGAAGCACCAGGAGGAGCGCAACCAACUGGUCAGUAAGCUCGAUGAGGCUCAGGUUCAAAUGGAGGCUAUGACGCUUCAAAACCAGGAACUGAGCAAAAAACUGGAGGAGGCGGGGAUGUUGACUGACAUUUUGGAUAGCUCACAAGUAGCAAGUCACAGUGUAGAGGUGAACACCCUACGUGCACAGCUGGCCCGGUUGCAGGCAGAGAAGAACGAUCUGGUGGCUUUGAACUCUGAGUUGCAGCUGAAGGCUGACCAGAACUCGCAUGAGGACUCUUUCAUCGAGAUCAUCAAAGUGUCUGAUGACAACGUUGUCAGCAAACACCCCGACAUGGGCAUGACAGCAUCCCGGCUGGACAGCGAGGAGGUGACCGUCAGCCACCUGCUGCAGUCCCUAAGGAACGAGACGCAGCGGGCCGAGCGGCUGCAGGGCGAGCUGCACGCUACCUUUGACAAGAUAAAAAAGCUGGAGGAGAGGAAGAGUAAUGUUAAUGUAACAACGCAGACUUCCAUGGCAGCAGACACCAGAGAGGAUUGUGGGAAGGCUCCUUCAGAGUUAGAGACUAUCAAGUCUCAGAUGAGGACACUGUUCAAUGAGCUGCAGCAGGCCCAGAGCAAGCUGGAUGAAGCAGAAGGCAUGAAGAAGAACCUGCAGGACAGAUGUCGGGAGGGGGAGCAGGACGUAGUGACUCUGAAGGCUCAGCUGGUGGACAAACAGGCUGUCCAGACGGAGAACGAUCGGCUGAAGCUGCAGCUAGACAGCAUGCAGGCACAGAGUUUAAUUGAGCAGAGGAAGGGUGUGGAAGAGAGGAGCAACUUGGCCCAACUGAAGGAUGCAUACACACAGUUGUUUGAAGACUACAAUGAACUCAAGGAGGAGAAGAAGAGAAGCGAGUCUCAGCUGGUGAGUAGGGAAGUGGUGGAUGAGCUUCAAGGUCAGCUGACUGCUGCUGAAAAAGCCCUGGCAAAUAAACAGGAGAAUAUCGACCAGCUGAAGAAGGAGAUCUUCCAGAAGGAGAAGGAGCUGGAGACCAUAUGUGUAUUGCAGGCACAGGCUGAGGUCUACUCUUCUGAUUUCUAUGCCGAACGGGCAGCGAGGGAGAAAUUGCAUGAAGAGAGAGAGCGUCUGGCUGUUCAGCUGGAAUAUGUCAAGAAGCAAAACAGCCAUCUUCAGGAGGAAAUGGAGUCGAUGAGUCGGCAGACAAUGUUAGAAAUGCAGAAAAGACAUGUGGCAAAUCAACAUGGACGAGGAGCAGCUUUAGUUGGGAGAGGUACCGACUGGCAGCAUCAGGGGAGUAUUCCUGAACACGUCUGUCCCAAGUGCAAUGACAUACUCCCAGACCUAGACUCUCUGCAGAUCCACAUUAUGGACUGCAUCAACUAGCCUGUCAGCAUAGUUAGCAUUAUUUGCACUUUAUCCCCAAGUCUUCCUCUUGUUGCACCUCCUUUCUCUCCAACAAAGGAUCUUUUACUUCUUAUGCAAGAUUCAGAAGAGUUUGUAUACUUUUUUUUGUUGUUGUCUUCCAUGUGUUUGUUAGGGUGUUGACCUGAAUAAUCUGGACUCUGUAAGGACUCAAGAGGCUUUGAAUGGAGCAUCAAGUGUGGGCCUUUUAAUAUAAUGUGGUUGCUGAAUGGGUUGUAUUGAGGAGGAAGCUAAUGUCACAUGGAUUUUAUUUUAGUCAUGUAACUUAUUUAUCCAACUUACAAAUUAAUUGCAAAUGCUAAUAAAAUGCAAAUGAUUUACAGUGUAAAAGAAAAAAAUAUUGUCCCUGGUGCCUCCCUUGUUUGUGGGGGUUAGCAUACAUCCCCAUUCUUCUGGUUUCGUUUGGUUUGUCGCACCCAAGAACCUCCUGAUUGAGGUUAAUUAGGUUUGAAGGGACUUCCUGAUGUGGCCUUGUCCUGGGGGGGGGGGCUUUGAACAUAGUUAUUUCCUCUGGUAUUAUUUGUUACCCCAGGUGACAGAUGCUUGAGGGGGGAAUUGAAGCUCUGCAAAAGGACAUAAAAAGCAAUGCACAUAAAAGAUGUUAUGUAAGUUAUACCUGUAAACUAUAAAUGUUCACGUUUAAUUAACCUUGUGUAUUUCUGCAUUUCAUGUAAUACUCAACUUCCUCCUCAAAUACAUUUAUUUGACAUUAGUUCCAACUUCCUAGAUACACAUAUGUACAAUUACUGAAGUGAUGACAAACAUUAAAAAAACUGGCCCCCGGGCACUUGUGGUAGCUGGGACUUGAAAUAUUUUUAUACAAAUAAAAAACGUUAACUGCGUCA
Doryrhamphus excisus (bluestripe pipefish) is the source of this 2607-nucleotide messenger RNA. RefSeq names its product optineurin (gene optn). The record is from RefSeq and is a predicted model, not a curated record. Gene Ontology annotation, molecular function: K63-linked polyubiquitin modification-dependent protein binding. Gene Ontology annotation, cellular component: cytoplasm; nucleus; Golgi apparatus. Lineage: Eukaryota; Metazoa; Chordata; Actinopteri; Syngnathiformes; Syngnathidae. Gene Ontology annotation, biological process: Golgi ribbon formation; regulation of canonical NF-kappaB signal transduction; protein localization to Golgi apparatus.